Symsagittifera roscoffensis is the source of this 541-nucleotide messenger RNA. RefSeq names its product adenosine 5'-monophosphoramidase HINT3-like. Lineage: Eukaryota; Metazoa; Xenacoelomorpha; Acoela; Convolutidae. The record is from RefSeq and is a predicted model, not a curated record. The transcript has 2 exons. Gene Ontology annotation, molecular function: catalytic activity. The coding region runs from base 4 to 438 and encodes 144 amino acids.
CUCAUGGCAAGUGACUCAUGUGUAUUUUGCGGUGUUCUGUCGGAAAACAAAGAAGAUAAAAUUCUAUGGCAGAAUGAAACCUUGGCUAUCAUUGCUGAUCAUAAACCGGCGGCUAAACAUCAUUUUCUGGUUAUUACAAAAAGACAUAUUACAGAUGUAAGAAGCCUGAAUUAUAAAGAGAAAGAGGAAGAUCGUAUUUUGAUUGAGGAAAUGCUGACUCACGCAAAGACGUUUUUGAGCUCUCAAGAUCCAGCGACUCAAGACAACAAUUUUGGAGACGUUCUGUUUGGCUUCCAUUACCCGCCUUUCAUUCUGGUCAAACAUCUGCACAUGCACGUGAUCUAUCCAGCGUCACAGAUGGGUUUUAUUCAGAGGAAUUUGUUCAGACAAAAUUCCUACUGGUUCAAACACCCGGAGUACAUACUGGGUUUGCAAUAGAAGACGAGGAGCUACGAUUUUUUUGCACUGAAAUUCACUUGUUUCAACUUUAUCGAUGUCAAGUAUUUUGGAAGCGGUAUAUCAAGUCUUUUAUAUUGUAAGC